AUGACAGUGGUGAAUAUUUUUGGAGAUAAAGUUGUCAUAUUUGGGGGAGAUUUCAGACAAAUUUUUCCUGCUGUACCAAGAGGAACUAGGUCUAAUAUUGUGCAUGCUACAAUAAAUGCCUCAUAUAUUUGGGAUCAUUGCAAAGUUCUUAAUCUUACAAAAAAUAUGUGGUUGCAAAGUGGCUUAAAUUUAGUCAAUUCUGAAGAAAUACGACUCUUCUCAGAAUCUAAAGCUAUUGUUACAAGUAUUUAUCCAAAUCUCAUUCAAAACUACACAAAUUCAGAUUUUCUUCAAUGUGAAGUUAUUCUUGCAUCAACUAUUGAAAUAGUCGAUGAUAUUAAUGACUAUAUUACAAAUCUUCUUCUAGGUGAAUAUUUAAGCAGUGAUUCAAUUGAUAGAUCAGAUGCUAAUGACAAUGAUGCAUUUGAGCAUUUGACACUAGAAUUUUUGAAUUGUCUAAAAACUUCUGGAUUUCCAAACCACUCCAUUAAGUUGAAAGUUGACACAACUGUCAUGUUGAUAAGGAAUUUGGAUCAAUCAGAAGGGAUUUGCAAUGGUACGAGAUUGAAGGUUACUAGGUUGGCCAACCAUGUGAUCGAAUCAAAAAUCAUUUCAGGUGCAAAUAUUGGAAACACUAUUUAUAUCCCGAGAAUGUCUUUGUCUCUUUCUCAAUCUCCAUGGCCAUUCAAACUUAUUAGACGAUAA
Molecule: messenger RNA, 705 nt
Organism: Lathyrus oleraceus (garden pea)
Lineage: Eukaryota; Viridiplantae; Streptophyta; Magnoliopsida; Fabales; Fabaceae
Exons: 3
Coding region: 1-705 (234 amino acids)
Biological process (GO): telomere maintenance; DNA repair
Molecular function (GO): DNA helicase activity
Source: RefSeq, a predicted model, not a curated record